Molecule: messenger RNA, 7379 nt
Organism: Peromyscus maniculatus bairdii (prairie deer mouse)
Lineage: Eukaryota; Metazoa; Chordata; Mammalia; Rodentia; Cricetidae
Gene: Cilk1
Product: ciliogenesis associated kinase 1
Biological process (GO): protein phosphorylation
Molecular function (GO): ATP binding; protein kinase activity
Source: RefSeq, a predicted model, not a curated record
UGGUGGCCCUACUGUGUGCAGCCCUCCGCGUGGCCAGGCUGCCCGGCCUCGUUCAACCCGCUUGUCUGGUUCUGAGGCCACCCAGGCAGGAGGAAGCAGACGUUAGCUCAAAAUGUUUGGACCUGAGUGUGGAGUAGAGCCCCCCGAGUCGAUCCUCAUAACUGGACGCUAGGGAACAGUAGGUUAGGCGCCCUGGGCACUGGGUGCCCUGUCGGAAUGGGAAGAGUAAUAACCCAACAGUCAUUGCACCCCACAGACUCUGGACCGAGGAAAACAUACGCUCAUGUGUGCGGCCGGAGAGUGGUAACAGCCAACGCAAGGCACGUCGAACUACAGAUCCCACAAUACAACGGGGGAAAGAACGUGCUUCGCCUAGGCCUGAAACCCGACUCCUGCAGGGGGACGACGCAACGAGGCACGCUGGGAUUUGUAGUCGGCAGGUCCACGUUGAGCCGGAACUUAACACCCACCCACCCCCAACCCUGUGCCACUUCUUAAAGCCCAAACAUCCGAUUCCACGUCAAUAGAAGGCACUCGGAUUGCACGUUUUAGAACUUUUUUCACCUACAGGCAUAUGCUAGCAAAACUUGCGGGCUUCGUAGCCUUUGACAGACAUUUAGACAACAUUUAUUGAGUUUCUGUAAGUGUCAGGACCUAACCACCAGGACUCUACAUUCUCCCGACUUCACAGAAUUUAAAUUUUUAUUGUGCUACUUUAUUCUGGAGCUCAUAAAUGAAGCACGUCUUCGGCAAAGAAAUGGAGGCAGAAGACUGACCUUCGAAAAUAUGUAUUUGGGAGAUAAUCACGUUCUAUUGAAUACCUUGUGCUGGUGCUGCCAUCGAAAAAUCUGGUUACAGUCUGGGGAGGCCUGCUGCUGCUGCAGGACUGAACCCCCUCGGCCCUGAGAUGAGUGUCCCAACAGAGCAGGCACAUCAUGAAUAGAUACACAACAAUCAAGCAGCUUGGGGAUGGGACCUACGGUUCUGUCCUGCUGGGAAGAAGCAUUGAGUCUGGAGAACUGAUCGCCAUUAAAAAAAUGAAAAGAAAGUUUUACUCCUGGGAAGAAUGCAUGAACCUUCGGGAGGUUAAGUCUUUGAAGAAGCUCAAUCAUGCCAACAUAGUAAAGCUGAAAGAAGUCAUCAGGGAAAACGAUCAUCUCUAUUUUAUCUUCGAGUACAUGAAGGAAAACCUUUACCAGCUCAUUAAAGAAAGAAAUAAGUUGUUUCCAGAGUCUGCUAUAAGGAAUAUAAUGUAUCAGAUAUUGCAAGGACUGGCAUUUAUUCAUAAACACGGCUUCUUCCACCGCGACUUAAAGCCCGAGAACCUCCUCUGCAUGGGACCAGAACUUGUGAAAAUUGCAGACUUUGGAUUGGCCCGAGAAAUCCGAUCAAGACCUCCGUACACAGAUUAUGUGUCUACUAGAUGGUACAGGGCUCCAGAAGUACUCCUGCGGUCUACCAACUACAGCUCCCCCAUUGAUGUCUGGGCAGUUGGCUGCAUCAUGGCAGAGGUGUACACCCUCCGGCCUCUCUUCCCUGGGGCCAGCGAAAUUGACACGAUUUUCAAAAUUUGCCAAGUGUUGGGAACACCGAAGAAGACUGACUGGCCCGAAGGCUACCAGCUGUCAAGUGCCAUGAAUUUCCUCUGGCCCCAAUGUAUACCCAAUAACUUAAAGACACUAAUUCCAAAUGCUAGCAGUGAAGCCAUUCAGCUCCUGAGAGACAUGCUCCAGUGGGAUCCCAAGAAACGACCGACCGCUAGUCAGGCCCUUCGAUAUCCUUACUUCCAGAUUGGACACCCACUGGGCAGCAUCCCACAGGAUUCAGGAAAACCUCAGAAAGAUGUCCAAGACAAGACAGCCCCACCUCCUUACAUCAAGCCGGCCCCUCCUGCCCAGCCCCCAACCAAGGCACAUACACUGAUUUCUUCUCGACCAAACCAAGCCAGUCAGCCCCCUCAGCAUUUCGUGUACCCCUACAAAGGUGAAGCCUCCAGGACAGAGCAGCUCAGCCAUCUUCAGGAGGGCAAGCCAGGCCCAACGCUCUUCCCUUCCCUCCACAACAAGAACCUGCAGCCAACACAGAAAAUCCUCGCUGGCCUGGAACACAAAAAUGGUGAAAUCAAGCCAAAGAGCCGGAGAAGGUGGGGUCUUAUCUCCAGGUCCACAAAGGGUUCGGACGACUGGGCCGACUUGGACGACUUAGAUUUCAGUCCCACUCUCUCCAGGAUCGAUGUGAAAAACAAGAAGAGGCAGAGUGACGACCCCCUCUGCAGGUUCGAAAGUGUUUUGGACCUGAAGCCAUCCGAGCCAGUGGGUACAGGAACUAGCGUCUCGACCCAGGCUUCCUCCCAGAGGAGAGACACGCCGACCCAGCGGUCUGCAGCCAAGCAGCUCUACUUGAAGCACUCGCGCUACUUGCCUGGAAUAAAUAUAAGAAAUGGCGUGCUCCCAAAUCCAGGCAAGGACUUUCCUCCAUCAAAUCCAUGGUCCAGUUCUGGUUUGUCUGGAAAAUCUUCAGGAACAGUAUCAGUAGUGAGCAAAAUAACUUCAGUUGGCUCAGGCUCUACGAGUUCCAGCGGACUGACUGGAGGUUACAUCCCUUCCUUCCUGAAGAAAGAAAUCGGUUCUGUUAUGCAGAGGGUACACCUGGCGCCGCUCACCGACCCCUCCCCUGGCUAUUCUUCCCUGAAGGCCAUGAGACCUCACCCAGGGAGGCCUUUCUUCCACACCCAGCCUAGGAGCACUCCUGGGUUGAUUCCACGACCUCCAGCCGCCCAGCCUGUGCACGGCAGGAUAGACUGGUCUUCCAAGUACCCAUCCCGUCGGUUACUGUCUCAGCCAUGAGGCCAUCCUCCCUCCGCUGACUCCCUUGCACCCGCAGAACCGCGUGAUGGUGUAAAAGCACCCAAGCUUAUAGCUGUUCUGAACUAACACAUUUCAAUAUUUCUUUUAAAAGUUUUUUUUAAUAUUGAUUUGAAUGCAAUACCCUCUUUUUGUAUAAAAUUAUUUUAUUCUAAAACUGGGUCUCAUUAUUUUCUUAAACAACAGCAUUUUGUAUAUAUGGAUUAUGUUUUAGCAUUUUAUACAGUCAACUUUGUAAUGAACUUUUUAAAGAUUAAGUAAUUUUUGUUUGUUGUUCCACAUAAUAUUUUAUACAGAUUUUGAAAUAUAUAAUAAUAUUGAUGCAGUAUUGUGAUAGGGUGCAGUUUAAUGCUGUGCCGUAAGGGAUUAUGUACUCAAUAUAUUCGAAUAUUGUGAAGAGGCUGCAUUUUAAUGUGGCUCAUUUGGUACUUUAGGCUUUCCUGGACUGAUCUGAGGAAAGCGUCCCAUCCACUGCUUUUCUUAACAGCUUGUAUCGGUUGUUCUGGGGGCAGAAGUUGUGUUGUUGUUGUUGUUGUUGUUGUUGUUGUUGUUGUUUUGAAACAGGGUCUUAUGUAGCCCAGGCUGGCCUACCACUUACCAAGUAGCUGAGGAUAGCAUUGAACUUCUGAUCUUCCUGCCUCUGGCUUCCUGAGUGCUGCCAUGCUUGGUUUUAACCCAGGGCUAUUAUUACAUGCCUAACAGCCCUCAUCUACCAUCCUUUAUACUACUGUUCUAUUAGAAACUGUCACUUUAUCUGGACUUGUUUCACUUUAUUUUUGCCCCCAGAACAAAGAAUUUUUUGAAAUUUUAUGACGCUCAUAAAUACAGUUGCAAAUAUCCAGAUAAAAACCAAGCAUAACCAUACUAAACUAUCACAUUUCUACCUUUUUUUUUUUUUUUUUUGACUGACAGGGUUGCUUUCUACUGGUUAAAAUCCCCACUGGCCUCCAGCUUCAAGUAGUGCACUCCUGGCGGUGAGGAUGAGGGAGGGGUGGAGCAGGGACAGCCAGCUCCCUGCUGGGCAGACACUGAGGGAGAUGGCAGGACCUGUAGUCACCAGGCAUUGUUCAGGUGAGCUUUUCUUGUUCAGUAGGGCCUAUCAGCCAGGAGGACCUACCUACCUACCUACCUACCUACCUACCUACCUACCUACCCACCUACCUACCCACAGCAAUGCCAGCAAGCCUUCCUCCGGCCUUCACUAUCCCCAGCUCACCUGCAGCAGACUAAAGAUGCAGAAAACAAUACUUAGCUCAAAACCAGCCGAGCCACGGAGGCCGGUGGGGAGGUUGCAGCCCCCUGCAGGUGUCUACACCUACCUCCCUAGAGCCAGAGAGGAGGCUUCCUCCCACCCCUGUGGUCCAUGCUUCUUUCCAUUGUUAAAAACUCUGGGCUGAGAGAUGACUCAGCUGCUCCCAUUCCAAGGGAUCCGAUGCCCUCUUCUGGCCUCUAUAGGCACCUGCAUGCAUGUAGAUACCCACCCACUGACAAACCCAUGUCAAAUCUUUAUAAAAUCCAGUUGUUAAAAUCCCUUAAAAGGGAAGCCUUUUUAUGUCAAAGGUACCUUUUUAUUAUAAUUUUUCAUUGGUUUAUUGUAAAAAAUUUCCUAACGUAUGUUAACACAAUCAAUUAAACUUAUAUCCCUGCCAAGAUGAAUGACCAAAAGAGCCUAGUGUCUUUCUAUACAGCCCUGGCUGUUCUGGAACUCACUCUAGACCAGGCUGGCCUUGAACUCACAGAGAUCUGCCUGCCUCUGCCUCCUGAGUGCUGGGACUGAAGGCAUGCACCAACAUGCUAUUUUAUUUUUUAACUGAUAAGGAAUGUUACAUUCAGCUCAGCUCGCCACACCUGACUAGGGGCAGCUCAUCAACUUUCCGAGCCAACAUCUCAGGACAACUUUAGGAGUGGGAAAGACUUAGGGGAGAAUUUCAACUUACCUGAGAAGUCACAGUUGCCACGAUGUUAUGUCUAGACUGUGCCACAUCCCCACCCCCACCUCGUGUGGUCUCUUUCAAGGGUGAGACCUCUGUGGGACAGGCUGUUCCAUUGAGAGGAAUGUUUACAGCAGUUUUGCAGAUGACAAAGCUAGUUUGGAGCCAGAACGAUGCAGAGGAUCCCCUUCCUUCCACCUCUGUAUUGCACAUCUGCCUCCACUCGUGGUUCCCUUACAUAAGGACGGGUCACCACCAGCAAGUGCAAUAGCAAACCUCAACGGGAUAUUAACUCACGUUCUCCCAGGGCCCAAAUGACUCUUUUGGUUACAGUUUCCAAAUUCCGGCAAGGCAACCCUUCCGAAUUGUUCUUUUUUUUUUGGUUGAAAGGGUAAGGUGAAUGCAGACAUUCCCAUAGAGUCCGACCUAAUAAAUUGGUUAACGAUUGCUUUGAUGUAUAAAUAAUGACUUCCAAGGGGCUCUGUCUGUCCUAAAAUUAGAAAAUAAUUGAUGCUUUGGAGAAUCUGACUCAAAAGUACACUUGACCAAGCACUUUGAUUCUGAGAGGUGUGUAGAAAGCACACAAUGGACAUGGGUUUGAUAGGGUGUGUCUCCCUGUCAACAAGCUGGCAACGAGACUUGAGAAAAUGUAUAUGCAAGCACAACUUGAGACCAUUCCUGUAUGUAUUAUAUUCUAAACCAACAAAAUGUGUGUUCAGAGCUGAGUCCUCUACUGUGAGGUUAAUAUUUAUUUUCUCUUUUCUGUAUUAUGUAUAAAAAGUAAAUUAAUCUCAGAUCCUGUUCAGCUAGCUGGAAAGUUGGCUUUAAAUUUUAGAUAGCACUUAGAUAUACAAAUAAAUCAUUAGCACCACAUUCUCCAUAAUCUAGCUAGUGUUAACUAAGGCCAUUCUAUUCCUUUUAAUUGACAAAAAACCUGGUUACAGGACGUUAUAAACUUGUUUUCCUAGUGCUUUGUGGGCCCUCCCUUCACUUUCCUUCCAUUACUAGCAAACGGCUCCCCUUGAGAAGUUAAACAUACUUGUUUACAUGAAAGAAGUGACUAGGAGCUGAGAAAACUAGAUUACUGAAAACCCAAGUUCUAAAGACCUCGCAAAAACCUCAGAAGUACUUUUCCCUCCUCAAAAUGGGUAAAGGAGAAACUGUAUACAAGUUAUGUAAUGUAGAGGAAAGUAGACCUUUUUAAACAGUGAUAGUCAAAACUGCCUGUUGCAUACAUUUUUAGCUACUGUAGAAUUAUGAAGUGGAAAGCAAAAUACUGGCAGGUGUGGUGAGUUAGACUGCACCUACCCAUGACUACAUCUCAUUUACAACCGCAAAGCUUUUGGGGGGCUGGAGAGUGGUUCAGAGGUUAAGAGCGCUGGCUGCUCUUCCAGAAGACCCAGGUUCGAUUCCCAGCACAAACAAGGUAGCUCACAACCAUCUAUAACUCUAGUUCCAAGAACGCUACCCUCUUUUGGCCUGAGGGCAUCAGGUCAGGCAUGCACAUGGUGCACAGAUAUGAAUGCAGGCAAAGAACCUCUAGAGAUAAAAUUUAAAUUAUAUUGCAUUAAAUUAAAUAACUUUUAAAUAAAGGGGAUUUAUUAUUUAAAGAAAACAAAACAAAACCAAAACCAAAAACAGCUUUCUGGCGAGCCAGGAAAUGGUACAGAGUGGCUCAUUUUGGGCCUGUUUUGGUGGCAGGGUUUGCCUCACAGAGACAAGGGAAACUGCAUUUUCGUAAAAGCUGUUGUUAAUAUUUUCUUUACAAUAAUCCCAUCAGUUACCAAGUGUAGAAAGCUGAUCCUAAAACAAUGUUUCAGACAUAGGGCUUGCCUGAGGACCACCUACUUCUAAAACAGUGUGACACUGUCAUGUUCUAGAAAUAUCAAGACCUGGAUACACGAAGGCAAAGUGUGUCAAAGAAAGACUCACUUUCAAUGCCAGUGUAAGUACUGUUGGAGUCCAUGGCACCGUAUUUUCCUAUGAAGUCACAUUUCCAUAACAUCAAGCCAUUGCCUUGUGCCAUUGGGGUGUGUGUGUGUGUGUGUGUGUGUGUGUGUGUGUGUGACACAAACUCUCUCAACUUACUGUAUGACCAGAAGCAAUAUGUUUAUAAGAAAACAUUUGACAUACUCAUUGUUUUAUGUUUUAACCAUAUUGUCGCGAUGGGUUUAAUAUAUGUGCAUAGGUAUUUUUUAGAAUUGUUUUUACAGUUUACAACCAAAUGUACUGUAUGUUCGUAUAAUUUAUAAUGAUGACCUGCUCAUGUAAAUUAUAAAAACAAAAUAGGGGCGUGUGUCAUCUUAUUUGCUGUUGGUUUUUCCUUCAACACGGAUAGUGUGACUUGAACACCACCUGGAUGAAGCCUCUGAUCUCCCAUAUUCUCAGUACAGAAUGCAGGUUAGUUCUACCGAUUUGAUUAUAAAGUGAUCUUCCCUUACCUAGAAGGCAAAGAACAGGAAAAAAGAGACCCUUCUGAAACAAAAUGUUUCUUUUUGAAUGAUUUAUCCGAAGAUGUUUGAUGGUGUUAACAUUAUAUAUGGAAACUUCUGCUCCAAAUAAAGUUACAAUUUAAGAAAAUUGA